AGUGGAAACAAAGGAUGCUUUUGAGUUCGAAUCCUUGCACUGCAGGAAUUUUCACUGAGAAACGCAUAGAGUCGAGGAACCGAAUGAGAAAUCCGCAAGCAUCUGAGCUUCCCCGUCGGGGUGCGCUUCGUCUGAGCCGACAACGCAGGCGGUCGCGCGAAGUGUCGGUCAACGUGUAAGUCACUUCAGCUCCGGUAGUGUUACCAGUUGAGGGAUAGCAACAAAGUUCCUCUUUUUAUGGAUUUGUACGACGUUCGCAAGCCGUUGACUGCAACCGCGGUGUGUUUUCUGCUUUGCCCGAUCCACCAUGACGGCGUGUUCUACCGCCCUCGCGGCGUGUAGCGCCGCAAACGGAGCUGCACUCGCUUGCAGUUCAUCGUUGUGGCGCCUGCUUGGAACAGCAACAUGUGAACUGCGGAAGCACGCUUCGUCAUCUUCGCCGUCUUCUGUUCCCUUCUGGCCGGAGCCAGUUUCUUUCUGCGGCGCGUCGGUCCCAGCAGACAGAGUAUUUUUCUGCACGUCUCGGAGCUUUGCAAUGCUCGCGCCGCGUCCCGUUCUUCCCGGCCACGCUAUAGUUACCCCUCGAAGGGAAGUGAAAGCCCUUUACGAGCUUUCCCCGGAGGAAGUUGAUGACUUGUUUCUGGCCACUCAAGUAGUGUCGUAUAUCUUGAACCGGGUAACGGGGACAGACUCUUGCACAAUGCUGCUUCAACAGGGUGAGGCAGCAGGUCAGUGUCUUCCGCAGUUGUACGUGCACCUGGUUCCGCGGCGGAAAGACGAUCUUUCCAACAACGAUGACAUUUAUCCACUGUUAGAGAAGUCCCUCCCGUUCCCCCUGGACGAAGAAGGCGCACUACACGAGGAUGAGCCGAAAUCGAAAAGCCUGCAGGCAGCGGACUUCCGCGAGUGGAUUCUGCAAAUGGCGGCCGACAAGCAACCGCUCCCAUCACGUCCCGCCGAAGUCUCCAUUUGAAAAAAACUACAGUCAUGUGCCUUUAUUCAAUUAAUUACAUGCUGUGCUUCCGGCGUGUAAUGCAGGAAGUAUAAAUCUUUGUGGUCGUCGUUCGUCAUUGUGUGACGUUUAGAUGCCGCACUGCAUGAUGGUAUGCAUCCUCUUUGCUAGAAGGACCUGCGCACAGGUGUCUUGUCCCACGAUGUGCAGCGAUUCCUUUUAGACACAGGUCUGAUUUAUCUGCAACUCCCAGGGAGAGUCCACACAUUCAAGUGGAGAGACAGAAAUACCCGUGAUGCAAUCUGUUCAAAGCGUCAUGUGCCUCCACUCGCGGGCACCCAGCUUCUUUCCGAAGGAACGUGGAAAAACU
Molecule: messenger RNA, 1322 nt
Organism: Toxoplasma gondii ME49
Lineage: Eukaryota; Apicomplexa; Conoidasida; Eucoccidiorida; Sarcocystidae
Product: histidine triad domain-containing protein
Exons: 2
Coding region: 308-973 (221 amino acids)
Molecular function (GO): catalytic activity
Source: RefSeq, a predicted model, not a curated record